AGUUGUGAGUCGUGAGUGGCGGUGUGGGGUGUUGCUCGGGCCAGCUGGUGUCUGACGGCACGCGCCCGGUCUUAGCUCGCGCAGUCUUCCGACAGCGGUCAACAUGCCUCCCUGGCUGGCCGUCGUGGCGCUAAUGGCGCUGCUGCGGCCGGCGCCUGCCACGCUGGACGAUUUCUACUUCUCGCGUCACCCGGAGAACCUGGUGGUACGAGAGGGCGGCAGCGUCGACCUCGAGUGCAUGGUCUCCAACACGAGCUUCAUCAGGUUCUACUGGCAGCUGGACGGCGACAUGGUCAUGAACACGAGCCGGCGCUUCCAGCGCGGCAGCGAUCUGCACAUCGCGCGCGUGGACCGUCGGCUGGACGGCGGACACUUCACCUGCAUCGCCAUGAAUGUGACGACCGGCUUCAGUCUGACCAGCCUGGCGGCCUCGCUCAACAUCCAGUGGAUGGACCCGUCGACCCGCGUCCAGCUGCAGUCGCCCUCCUCGCCGGCGGCCAUCGUGCCCGGCUCUGACGUCACACUGCGCUGCCGCGCCGACGGAUCCGGUGACGUCACUUACCAGUGGUUCCGCAACGGCGUGCGACUGACACGAGCACCGCGCCGCGCGCUGCGCAACAAACGUCUUCAGCUGAGCGCCGUCCGGCCGGCCGACAACGGCGUCUACUCGUGCCGCGCCGCAAACGCUGCCGGCAGCGCGCACAGUGACGUCACCUUCCCGCUCAUCGUGCCCGGUCCUGACGCGCCGCAGGUGACCACGGUCCCGCGGGACCAGCUGGUCCGCCGCGGGACCACGGCCACCUUCAGAUGCCACUACCGGAACGCCGAGACCACCGAGUGGUUCCUCGGGGACCGAGGACCACUGACGUCAUCGGGGAAGUACACGGUACUGUCCAACGGUACGCUGCUGGUGUCGGACGUCUCGGAGGCAGACGUCGGCUGGUACCACUGCGUCGGACGACAGUCGGCGAACGAGGCCAACCCACAGACCUACAGCGCCCAGCUAAUACUGGCCUACCUGGAGCCGCUGACUGCCCGCUCAGUGGAGCCGCCGCCGCCGCUGCCCCAGCUGUACGUGGUGCCGGCGGGCCGCCCGUUCCAGCUGAGCUGUCUGCCGCCCGAGGGCCGGCCCCCGACUGCCGUCUGGUGGGAGGCUCCCGAUGGAGCCGUGCUCGGAAAACCGCGCAAGGAGCCGGCCGUUCUGUCUCUGGACCUGGCCCGUCAGAGCCACUCGGGAAACUACAGCUGUGUAGCUGAGAACCUCUCCGGCACCAGCAGCCUGCAGGUUCAGGUGCUCGUCACAGCUCCCCCGGAACUGGCGGCGGGGCCGUCUAACGUCAUCACAGAGGAGGGUCGACCCGCCGAACUCAGCUGCCUAUUCAGGGACCUGCAGCGACGCUUCGCCACCGUCACCUGGAUGAAGGACGGACAACCGGUCAGCACGCCCAGCAAGGUGACUGAGGACAGCGACACACUGGUGAUCCCAGUGUCGGAGCUCUCUGACGCCGGCCAGUAUCAGUGUGUGGUCAAUGCCACCGGGUUUCAGCCAGUUGUCUCCCCGGAGGCAACACUCACCGUCCGAGAGAAGCUCAAGUUCUCUCCGCGGCCGGUGAGCCAGGCCCUGGAGCUGGACAAGCCGGGCCGAUUGCACUGCCGGGCGGCUGGCAGCUCGAAGCCUACCGUGGGCUGGGUGCGAAUCCUGCCCUCCGGCCGGCCGCAGUUCGAGUGGCCCCCGCACGUGACAGACGUGAACGGGACGCUGCAGUUCAACCCGGUGCGGGAGUCGGAUGGCGGAGAGUACAGCUGCGUGGCUACCAACGCGCAGGGGUUCAUCAACGCGACAGUGAACCUGACUGUGGUCGUGACUCCCAAGUUCCUGACACCGGCUCGCACUCCGCUGGAGGCGGUGGUCGGUCGUUCGGUCCUCAUCGACUGUCAGGUGUACGGUCGGCCGGAGCCCAGCGUUCAAUGGGACAAGGACUCCAAACUGACCGGUCUCGACGACUCCAGGGUGGUGGUGCUGAAGAACGGCAGUCUGUACAUCAAGGAGCUGCGUUAUGAGGACGAGGCGCGCUACGGCUGCAUCGCCGGGAACAGCGGAGGGUUCUCCCGUCAGGAGACCCAGCUGCUGGUCAGGUCCUCCGAGUCGGACCUCACCCAGCGCGCGAUGACGCCCGGCGUGGCUUCCGAUGACGGCGGUCUGAUGACGCGCACGGUGCUCAUCACGGUGUCAGCCGCUGCCGCCUACCUGGUGCUGGUGGCCGGUCUGAUGGCCUGGUGCCGCUACCGGCGCAUCAAGAGGAAGCAGCAGUACCUACGCACCGCAGCAGAGGGCACCAGCGUACUCCUGGAUAAGACGGAUGGCGGCGGCAGUAGCGGUGGCGGCGGCGGCUGUCCCCGGGCGCGGUACAUCCAGUACCCGGGCGACCUGGCUCCGUCAGACAGCGCCUCGUGCGGCUACCACAGCCCCUCUGUUCAGACAGCCGGCUACCACAGCUACCAGAGUAUCCGGUCCGACUGCGAAGCGCCACCCAGCUGUGGACGCACCUCCGCGGCGGGCGCGUCCGACCGGUCCCGGCCUGAGAGACAUCAGCUGCAGCCCGUCAUGCCGCUCGGUCACGGCGAUUUCGGCGAGGUAUACCUGGCGCGGGUGAAGCGUCGAAAGCGCUCUGAGCGGGGUGGUACGUCCGAUUCUGACCACCCCAUCGUCAUGGUGAAGACCCUGCAGAACCGACAGCCGCACCUGGAGACGGAGUUCGCUCGCGAGGCCGAGCUGCACGGCCUGGUACCGGGCCACCGGGCCGUGGCCGCGCUGCUGGCCCACUGUCACGAGCAGCUGCCCCAUCUGAUGGUCGUCGAGUACACCGACUGGGGUGACCUGAAGCAGUUUCUGCUGGCGACUCGGCCCGACUCGAGCCGGGGCGGUCCGCGGCCUCCUCCACUGAGCGCGGCUCAGGCUACCAGUGUGUGUCACCAGGUGGCCGCUGGACUGGCGCACAUCCACAGCCACGGCUUCAUACACAGGGACGUGGCUACACGCAACUGCCUGAUCACCAGCGGGCUGGGUGUGAAGCUGAGCUGCGGGAGGCUCUCGCACGACACGUACAGCGCUGAGUACUGCCUGUUGCGCGGCCGUCGGCUGCCGCUGCGCUGGCUGCCCGCCGAGGCCGUGCUGCGCGACCAGAUGACCAGCCGCGCCGACUGCUGGGCCUGGGCCGUGCUCUGUUGGGAGGUGCUGCGACGUGCAGAGCUGCCCCACGCCGGCCUCUCCGACGAGCAGCUGGCCCGCGCCGGGCCGCCGCCGCUCUCUGUGCCGGCCGAGGCGCCGGUGCACCUCGCCGCAGCCAUGCACCGCUGCUGGGCGCCGGCCGUGGCAGAUCGGCCAGACAUGGGACACGUGCUGGACAUGCUGUCUGGACCGCCAGACGGUGAACCGUGAACAGGGUACGCAGCCAGGGGACGGAGGACCGGCGGAGAGGACCGUAUUGGUCCUCAGACAGGGUGAUUUGGUGGACCGCUGAGGAGGAACAGUGGUCCGCAGUGUUUUUGCUUGUGUGUCUACCAGUAGCAAUGUCAGGACUAAACACAUGCGGGCUCGUGGGUGCGAUAGCGGAAGUGCAGCCAUUUAAUAUCUAUGUAGUAUGAUUAUGUGGUUAGAGGAAGUGAAUGGUCACGUGUAAUUACUGUCUUAUAUGUUUGUUAGAUCCGUAUUACAACGCUGUCAUUAUAAAAUGGCGGCUUAUAUGUGCGUCAAGAGCGGUUAGCCAGGGUAACAGUGGUUUUAUUUUUCGCCAACUUGGACAGAGACAGUCCACAAUCUGCCAAGGAGUCCGAGGUGGAAUCAGUUUGCGCUAUGCGGAGUGUCCGUUGGAGUCAGGCAGCGAGUCACUGAUGGAGUCGGGUGGAUUUAAUUGGAACGUUAGUAGUCAGCUGGAGUUGGAAAUCGUCUAUAUCCUCCAACCGCUGUGCAGUGCUGCUUCACUGGCAGCCGAGCGGUAUGCUCCCAGAGGACUCAGUGUUGCACGGGGUAGUCCUGAGGACACUUCCUGUCCUGUACGUGUCCUAAGGACACCAGCGGCUUUGGACUCGGCUAAGCCGUCACGUCUCUCUGUUGAACUGUUCACCACUCGUAUUCGCCGGGUCAGUUGCCUUGUCGCCUCACUAUUGGACGACCUUAUGCGACAUGAUGCGCCAACACUCGUGAUCAGCGCUCCCGUUCACGUGCAAUGUGAGCUUGCUUCAGCGGGAUUCCGCACUAUGCGAUUGUGUUCUCGUGUAUUUUCAUGGUUAUUGCUAGUCGUGCCACGCAUGUGUCACUUGAUUUGCCGUACGAUGUUCGGAGGAAUGGAUGUUUAUUUGUUUUGCAUUCGUAUACUGCUGAUCUACAAUCGAGAGUCUAACAACGAACGUGCUGAGCAGA
Molecule: messenger RNA, 4420 nt
Organism: Amphibalanus amphitrite
Lineage: Eukaryota; Metazoa; Arthropoda; Thecostraca; Balanomorpha; Balanidae
Product: inactive tyrosine-protein kinase 7-like
Exons: 17
Coding region: 104-3439 (1111 amino acids)
Biological process (GO): protein phosphorylation; axon guidance; dendrite self-avoidance
Cellular component (GO): axon; plasma membrane
Molecular function (GO): ATP binding; cell-cell adhesion mediator activity; protein tyrosine kinase activity
Source: RefSeq, a predicted model, not a curated record